Molecule: messenger RNA, 1761 nt
Organism: Musa acuminata subsp. malaccensis (wild Malaysian banana)
Lineage: Eukaryota; Viridiplantae; Streptophyta; Magnoliopsida; Zingiberales; Musaceae
Product: pentatricopeptide repeat-containing protein At1g26900, mitochondrial
Molecular function (GO): protein binding
Source: RefSeq, a predicted model, not a curated record
AUGACUUCGGCAAGUGCUACGGACCUGUCGCUGGCCAUGCAAACCAACUCGACUCGACGGUGGCCGGCGCUGCUGUCCCGCCUCCUCCGGUCGUCGCGCCUCCAACCCCCGCAGCUCCGCCAAGCCCACGCCCUAGCGAUCAAGGUUGGCCUCGAUCUCCUCCCCUUCCCCGUCGGCAAGCUCAUCGCCGCGGCCGCCGCCGUCGCCGACGCCCCCUACGCCCGCUCCAUCUUCGACCGCGUCCCCGCCCCCUGCCUCUUCCACUAUACCGCCCUCCUCCGGAGCCUCUCCCUCGCCCGCACCCCCGCCGUGGCGGAUGCCUUCUCCGUCUUCAGCUCGCUGCGCUCCUCGAGCGGCGUCGCCUUGGAUCAGUUCGCCUUCGUCCCCACCCUCAAGGUCUGUGCUCGUGGCCUCGCCCUCCGAGCCGGGCAACAGCUUCAUUGCCUCGUGCUUAAGCUCGGGUUCCAGCUUUAUGUCAACGUCCGGAACACUCUGAUCCAUCUGUACUGCCGAUGCGGGAGGGCGGACGACGACGGCCGACGGAUGUUCGAUGAAAUGCCCCAGGAGAACGACGCCGUCUCUUGGAGCGCGCUGAUGAGUGGGUACCUUCAGAUAUCCGAGCCCCAAAAGGUGGUGGAAUUGUUCUGCGAGAUGCGUGCUCGCUUCUCCCAGAUUAAUGCCGCUGUGAUGGUUAUCACAUUGUCGGCCUCGGUAGAUUUGUCUCACCAUGGAAGUGAAGCACUGCACUGCUACUGCAUUAAAUCCGGCUACUAUUCUGACUUGAACGUGGCAACUGCAGUCGCAGCUAUGUAUGCGAAAACGAAAUGCAUGGAUUCAGCAGCGAUGGUAUUUGAUGCCACGAAGGGAAAAGACCUGGUCUUGUACAAUUGCAUGGUGGAUGGGUACGUGAAAUCUGGAGCCAUCAAAGAAGCUUUCGCUUUACUCGCGAGGAUGAAGGAUGAGGGAGUCAAGCCGAAUUCAGCAACAUUCGUGGGGUUGCUCUCAGCCUGUGCUUCCUCGGGUGCGGUUGUCGUCGGCCGGCACAUCCAGGAACACAUAAAGGAGGAGGGUUUAGAGUUGGAUGCUGUUCUGGGGACGGCUUUGGUCGAUAUGUAUUCCAAGAGUGGGUGCCUCGAUGAGGCCAUCAAGGUGUUCGAUGGAAUGAUCGACAGAGACGUCCAGGCGUGGACAGCCAUGAUCACGGGCCUUGGAGUCCACGGCAGGGCAGAGGCUGCUCUCCGGCUCUUUCAUCGGAUGGAAGAUGAGGGAACGAGGCCAAACGAAGUUACCUUCUUGUCAGUCCUCAGUGCUUGUAGCCAUGGCGGACUGGUAGCUGCAGCGAAGGAAUGCUUCGAGAGAAUGGUUAGCAGAUACGGGCUCUCGCCGAAGAUGGAACACUAUGGAUGUCUGAUCGAUAUUUUCGGUAGGGCGGGGAUACUGGAGGAAGCACAUGAGCUCAUAAGGAGCAUGCCCUUUGAAGGGGAUGCUGUGGCAUGGCGCGCUUUGCUUGCGGCCUGCAGGGUCCAUGGGAAUGUGGAGCUUGGAGAAGUAGCGCAGAGAACUCUGGUGUCCUUGGGCGAUGAACACCCGAGCGACGUCAUCCUUCUGUCGAGUACCUACGCUGCUGCAGAUAGAUGGGCAGAUAUCGAGCAACUAGGAUCCGUAGGAGCGGAUAAUGCAAUGGAGAAGAAGGAAGCUGGCCGCAGCUUGAUUGAAAUGGAUGUGCCAGACCUUCUUCCCACAACAAUUAUGGGCGAUUGA